UCUUUUUUAUCCCAUUCCCAUCUCACACGUCUCGUUUCCACCGCCAUUUAUUAAACUCUCUCUCUCUCUCUUAUUUCUUUGUUCCUAAAGGACAAGAACAAAAACAGGAAGAACAGAGAUUAGUAGUAUUAGGAGUAGCAGUGUGAUUAGUGAUUACCACAACAACAAUACAAUAACAACAACGACAACAUUGGAUGGCAGCGACAACUACAACAACUUUCCUCAAACUUCAAAACCAGCCCACCAAGCCCAAACGACGCAAGUAUCGAGAAACGACAAUCUCAGCUGCCGCUUCUCCAAACCACACCCAAACAAUUCCUCAUCGUCGCACUCCACAAUCCCCUAUAUGUUCCCAAACCCCAUCCAACCCUCAACCACCUGCAUUGCCCCAAUCACCCUCCUCCACCCACACCAUCCCAUUCUCCCCGAUAAUGGACUUCACCCACUCCUCCCCCACCGCCAACGGCCACCACCCCUCCCACCCACAGUCCCACGACUUUCCCUCCAGCUUCUCCAAGUUUAACUCCGCCCUCACCGCCGGCCUUUUGAACCCAAUGUCCCCCCCGCCAGACAAGACCCGAUCCAGCCCCACGCUCUUCGAAAUGAUGGCCAGCGAGCCCGAUGUCCACCACAGGCCCACCACCCACAUCCCCCCCACCACCGUCUCCGCCGCCGCUGCUGCGUCGUCGCUGCACAAACCCCAGAUUCUCGAUCGCCACGCCCUCAUGAUGCAGCGGAUUUCGGACCUCUUGGGGUCCCGCAGCCCCGGGAACCAGUUCAACGAUGCCGCUUCCAGUGAUAUCAAGCUCACGCUCAGCUCCAAAGACGGAAUCAGUGUCUCCAUGAACGUGCAUCGUCAAAUCCUCGUCGCGCACAGUAGGUUCUUCUCGGUGAAGCUCUCCGAUCGCUGGACCAAGCAGCAGCAGCAGCGCUCGCCGGUUCCCUACGAAGUUGAAAUCGCCGAUUGCGACGAUGUGGAGGUUUACAUCGAGACCUUGAGGUUGAUGUAUUGUAAGGAUCUUAGGAAGAAGCUCAUGAGGGAGGAUGUCUCCAGAGUUCUCGGUAUCUUAAAGGUUUCAGCUGCCAUUGGGUUUGAUGCUGGGGUUUUGUCUUGUUUGGAGUACCUGGAAGCGGCACCUUGGGCCGAGGAUGAGGAAGAGAAGGUGGCAUCGCUCCUUUCCGAGCUUCGUCUUGAAGCGGUUGGCGCAGGGGAGGUUUUGAAGAGGGUUUCAACUGAUGCUGCUGCCAAUGGAAAUGAAGAGGGGAGUGAUAAUGAGGAGGUUCUUCUUAAGCUUAUUCGUGUGGUUCUCGAAGGCAAGGAUGAGAAGGCCAGGCGUGAGAUGAAAGGGUUAGUGUCGAAGAUGCUGCAUGAAAAUUCUUCUCAGAAUGAUCUUCGGAAGGAGUCGCUGUACUUAGCAUGUGGUGAUUGUCUGCAGUUACUUCGUGACCACUUUUUGCAGGCUGCGGGUUCGCAUUUGCAGGAUGUGAGUCAAAUUGCAAGACAAGCAGACAAUUUGCAUUGGAUUUUGGAUAUUUUAGUUGAUAGACAGAUUGCUGAGGAUUUCCUGAAAACAUGGGCCUCUCAAGCAGAUUUGGCUGAAGCUCAUUCUAAGGUGCCAGCAGUUCACAGGUUUGAGGUUAGCCGAGUUACAGCAAGGUUGUUUGUUGGGAUUGGCAAAGGACAGUUGUUGGCUUCUAAAGAUGUCAGGUGUUUGCUUCUAAAAACAUGGUUGGUGCCCUUUUAUGAUGACUUUGGUUGGAUGAGGAGGGCAUCCAAGGGGCUUGAUAGGCACCUAAUUGAGGAUGGUCUUAGUAACACUAUUCUUACUCUGCCGCUCUCUUGGCAACAGGAUAUUUUGCUUGCUUGGUUUGAUCGUUUCUUGAAUUCCGGUGAAGAUUGCCCAAAUAUUCAAAGAGGGUUUGAAGUUUGGUGGAGAAGGGCUUUCUGGAAGAGAAAUGGAGAGCAAGAACGGACAAGACAAUUACGAAUUACAACUACAUCGGUUGAGAACCCUUGAAGACAGAUUGUUCCACUGGAAGAAUUGGAAGUAAAUUAUUGGGUACGUUACCUUUUUGUGCUUCUUGUGAUCAUGUCUAUUUGAUUCUUCUACGACCUGCAAAUUCAAUGGUGUGAAAUAUGUAGUUAGACUUGAUGCCUUCAUGCUCUGGCUAGAAGUUAGCACUGUUUAUCUUCACCACCUAUUUUGUUGGAAAUAACCAAAGAGAAACGGGUCGUUUAGUUUGAGUGGGUGCAUGGAACCUCUUUCCUUUUCUCACUUCAUAUCUGUUGUAUGAUUGACACUUAGGUCAUCAGUGAUUUUGCUCUUGUCUAUAGAAUGGAUGACAUUCCAAGAGAAGGAACUGACAAAACUGGUUAUGUAGUGUACCUAAGACAAAAUCAGUUUUUAUUUUAUCAAUGACACAGCUCCAACUUCCUCGUAUCCAUGUAGUGUAGUGACAAGACAUGCCUAGCUUCUUUUGUAAUUUUUAAUCUUUUAGGUUCCAAAAUACCAUUUCUGAUAAAAUUUUUGACUUGUCCGAGUCAAGUAUGAAUUAAAGUUCAUGUGGUUGACUAAACAUUAGAUUUUCUUCUAAAAAUAACUGUUGUAAGCAAGGGGUUAUUGCAUCUGUA
This is a messenger RNA of Vigna radiata var. radiata (mung bean), 2632 nucleotides long. RefSeq names its product BTB/POZ domain-containing protein At1g63850. NCBI's taxonomy places the organism in Eukaryota, Viridiplantae, Streptophyta, Magnoliopsida, Fabales, Fabaceae. The transcript has 2 exons. The record is from RefSeq and is a predicted model, not a curated record. Gene Ontology annotation, molecular function: protein binding. Bases 195 to 2018 code for a protein of 607 amino acids.